Molecule: messenger RNA, 4506 nt
Organism: Ostertagia ostertagi
Lineage: Eukaryota; Metazoa; Nematoda; Chromadorea; Rhabditida; Trichostrongylidae
Source: the annotation of a GenBank genome assembly
AUGGAAGAUGAGGAUUUCAAUGUGAUAGCGCGAUUUGACGAUGCUGACCUUUCGUAUCCAGACCAUGAGAACAUCGAGCCAUCAGCAUCAGAUGUGACAGUUGUGAAUGCGUUGAACGAAACUGGGCAAAGAAAGCGUCGCUUCAUCGACAACGAUCCAUUUUCCUCGCCUCCAGAUGAUCAGUUUAUCCAUCCAAUGGAUUGGCACAUGAAAAUGCCGCUUACAUUGGAGGAGCACGAGAAUGCGCGAGUGAAGACUGAUGAUGAGUUGGCUGCAACUCGGUUAUUUCAACGUAUAUGUCAGGCUAGGGCGAAAAGAAUGCGAGCAGUGAGGGAGCAACUGAAGGAGCAUGAGAAUUCUCAUUCAGAUGAUGAGUUCGAAAAAGAGAAACAGAUCAUGGAAUCACCUCCAAUCGAUGGGUCAUCGUGGAUUGGUGUUAAUAGCGAUGAUAGGCAUGAGAGGUUCUAUAUUCGUUAUCUGCGACAGCCACGUGUACCGCGAGCUGCCAACGUUGGCUCGAAUGAAGUCCGCGCUGAAAUUCUCAAUCAGCAAUGGCAGAGAAUAAAGGCAGAAAUUGAGGCAGUCAGAGAAAAUAAAUCUCGAAUGAUGGCGAAUCGGCGGGAGCGAGAAAAUAUUGAGGAGGUCCACGCGAAUAUUAUGACAAACGAAGCUAGUAUUUGGGUGAAUAAAUAUUCCCCUCGAAGUUAUGUGGAUUUACUUAGUGACGACGGUGUUAAUCGUCAUUUAAUGUCCUGGAUUAAGCUAUGGGACGAAUGUGUUUUCAAGCGGAAGAUUGUUCAUCUCCCCAAAAACGUUUCUUCGAAAGAGAAAGACUUACUCAUAUUGGACUCAGGGAAACCUCGUAGGCCAAUGCAGAAGAUAGCUUUGCUCUGUGGACCUGCUGGUCUGGGAAAAACAACAUUGGCCAACGUUGUUGCUCGACAAGCUGGUUAUGCCGUUGUGGAACUCAAUGCCAGUGACAGCAGGAAUGUGCCUGACUUUGAGAAGGCUCUUGAAGGUGCCGUUCGUACAUCUCGAACACUUGACCAGAAGUCUCGCCCAAAUUGCUUAAUUCUUGAUGAAAUUGAUGGCGCUCCUGUCGAAGCAAUACGUUAUCUCGUCAAAGUGACCCAAGCUGUUGGAAAGAAAGCAAUACGUCGUCCUAUCAUUUGCAUUUGCAACAAUAUGUACACUCCUGCUCUGCGAGAGCUUCGAGCCGUCGCCCUCAAUGUUCAAGUGGGGCCAACUGCAAAAGAGCGCCUCAUUCAGAGGCUUACGACAAUUGCCGAAUUGGAAGGUGUCCGCAUAGAUCGAUUCGCACUACAGCGGCUUGUGGAAUUGUGCCAGUGCGAUGUUCGGUUCUCAAUCAACACACUCCAGUUUGUGUCAGUUCUUGCUCAGAAGCAGCGGCGUUACGUUUCUAUAGAUGACAUACAAAAGCUGGUUGAGCGUGUUGCGUUUGAGCGAGGUGAUGACCGUUUCGUUAAUGGUCUGCACGCCAACUACCUAGGCGUAAAUUUACCUCUGAAAGCGAUCCGAUCUGGUGCUGAGGCUUUUGUCCACUACGAUCGCAUUAUGCUUGCGAUUGCCGAAUUGGAAGGUGUCCGCAUAGAUCGAUUCGCACUACAGCGGCUUGUGGAAUUGUGCCAGUGCGAUGUUCGGUUCUCAAUCAACACACUCCAGUUUGUGUCAGUUCUUGCUCAGAAGCAGCGGCGUUACGUUUCUAUAGAUGACAUACAAAAGGCUGUGGAGCGUGAAAGAGUGGGAUCUGCUUCAAUAUUCGAAAAUUGGUCUACAAUGCUGGAUUUCAGUCAUCACUUUGAUAAGUGGGUAUCUUGUUUGGUAGUGAUUUUGGAGCGUGGCAUUUGCGAGCUCGUUUUCACAAAGUUGCAAGCGAGUCUUUUUCUUUUCAGGAAAGGCGUCUUGCGAUCUUUGUCGGAAAGACUGCAGCUGGUUGAGCGUGUUGCGUUUGAGCGAGGUGAUGACCGUUUCGUUAAUGGUCUGCACGCCAACUACCUAGGCGUAAAUUUACCUCUGAAAGCGAUCCGAUCUGGUGCUGAGGCUUUUGUCCACUACGAUCGCAUUAUGCUUGCGAUCAACGAAAAACAAGACUACACUCUGAUGAAAUACGUCACCGUGUUUUACAUGCUUCUCCAUGCAGCUGUGGCUACCCACACAAGGGCCAAACUGAAAUACCCUCAACAAGAGCAAACCGCUUUUCAAAGACGGCGAGAGUCACAGGAAACUCUUGCAACAGUUCAGUGCGCUCUUUUGGGGAGGUAUUCUCCAACCGCUCUACUUUGUGAUGUGUUGCCUCUUCUUCUGCAAAUUGUGCAGCCACCAAUUAAAACGAUGAAUCAACAGUUGUACAGCACUCAAGAAUUGAAAGAGAUCGACAACAUUGUAACUGUAAUGGCAGACUACCAUCUGACCUUCACCCCUACCGUCGUGAAUUUUCAACCGCAGUACUUGUUUCAACCGAUCUAUCUGACUAUACUUGUCGUCGCGACCAUUCCUGUUACGCGAGCUAUAAACGACUUGUCACUGCCGUUCGGCUUGGACACAUCGCUGGCAAAAUCGCGAUUUUCCACCUAUGUGUCCCCCCAGGAGCGCGCUAUUCAAGUAUUUGUGAUGAAGAAUAUCAGUGAAGAUACAGCCAUCGGGACUGUAUUAGAUACAUUCAAAGCGCAUGACCCUUCGUUGCCGACGUUCAAUUACACGUUCCGAAUAAAUCGCCAAUCAGAUCCGAAACGGCAGUUUACGAUCGAUCAGGAUGGAACGCUGCGAGUCGCUCAACGUCUGGAUCGUGAAGACAUCAGUAGCUACAAGCUUAUUAUUGAGGCGUUUGACGCCGCCGGCAAUGUUGGAACACAGUUGGUAGCCGUCUAUUUACGAGAUGUUAACGACAAUGGUCCUGAACCGUAUACGGUACCCAAAUUUUGUGUGUUUCCGGAGAAUACGCCAGUCAAUCAGCAGGGCACGUGUGAGAUUCGUUGCACAGACAAGGAUUCACCAGAAUUCGGACCGCCACUCAAUAUGCAACUCGAUCAGAGUAAAUGGAGAUUUGGUGACUAUUUGAGCGUGACAUUCGAUGCCCACGGUGAUGGUGGUAAUGGAUCGAUGACAAUCCGUCCGUUGGUGGUAUUCGAUCGAGAGGCGGUUAAUCCGGGUAAAAUUCUCGAAAUUCCGCUGAUUCUCACCGAUCGCGCGGAUAAAACGAAUCAUGCAUCCGUACAUGUCAUCAUUGGAGACGAGAACGACAAUCCGAUGCACGAUGGAAAAAUGCAGAUCACUGUGAACUCGUACCUUGGCAAAUUGAAGAAGACUCAGAUUGGUCGAGGUGACAAGACGUUCACAUGGAAGGAAUCGUUGCCCGGUUUCGAGUUGUCACCAAAAGGAGAGAUAACAAUGGAUGCCAACAUGCCACCUGGUACCUAUCAUAUGUCAUCAAAUGUGCACGAUAAUCUCCGAAAUGAGAACGCUGUCGGAUAUGUGACCGUCAAUGUUCUACUAGUACCGGAGGUCACGUUCGUGAACCAGGGAUCGAUGCAGUUGUUGCUUGGUGAAGAUUCUAGCUUGCAAACCCCUGAAGAUUUCAUUCGAGUGAAUGCCAGUGGCAAGAGUAUCCAGGACAUCUUUACACAAGAAAUGGUGAAAUAUAUGGGUGGCAACGUUUUGCUGGAUGUCUUCUCGGUUCAUCCGAUCGACGUUCUUACAAUGUUUCCCAUAUCGGAUGAGAGUUCACGAAAUUUACUUUCGAACUCAACGCGGCAGAUGAUCGCACAGAAGAUAGUCUUCUUUCCAUGCCACUGGGAAACGGAUCGAAUGAGAAUUCGGCACCGAAAAGUAAUACAGCACAAAUCAAACAAAUGGUUGCUGACUCUUCGAAAUCGGAAUCAUCAGAGAAGGCACCUUGGCGUCCGAUUCUCUACAAAUUCAAUACGGGUUGUAGUACGGCUAUCAAGAGCAAAUCAACUUGAUCUGCAGCGCAAUGAUCUAGCAGAGGAACGAUGGGAAAGCUGUGAUCUCGGUAGACCUAGUAUAAUAAGCUUGUUGAAGGUUGCCUGCUUCUUUGGAGAACUGGAACCAGAUGGAAGAGCUUAUCCGUUGAAGGGUGCUGUAAUAUGCCUUUUCGAGGAAGAGCAUAUAAACGAUCAAAAUACAGUAGAUGAGAGUAGAGAUCUUCUUGAUGAACAUGGAGAACAGAAGAGGAGGAGUAACCCUAAAAGAGUGGGAGGUUCCACAAGCGUGACAUUCUCCAUAUUAAAGGACGAGUCCACGAUUAGAACAGUAGGCGAAAAAGAUGUGAUUCAUGCUGAAGAGCUGCAGCUUAGAGCUGUGAGGACUGCAGCUGUUAUUUGCUCCGUGUGCGGAAACUGCAGUGUCGGAUACCCACUCGUGAAAAGGUGGAAGGGCCAGGACCGAGCCAUUGCACAUCCACGGGAACCAAGUUCAAAGAGAAUAGUUGCAGCGCUUUCGGCGAUAACUACGGGUUUACGGUACAUG